This is a messenger RNA of Pestalotiopsis fici W106-1, 1773 nucleotides long. RefSeq lists its product as uncharacterized. Bases 1 to 1773 code for a protein of 590 amino acids. Gene Ontology annotation, molecular function: protein binding. The record is from RefSeq and is a predicted model, not a curated record. NCBI's taxonomy places the organism in Eukaryota, Fungi, Ascomycota, Sordariomycetes, Amphisphaeriales, Sporocadaceae. The transcript has 6 exons.
AUGCAUUCUUCACUUCAAAGACUCGCUAUUCUUCUUCUGGUUUUGCCACGUCACGCAAAAUCAUAUGAUGUACCUCCGGUAGAUGCCUACUUUCGCCGAAUGGGACAUAGCAUCGUGGUCAUUGGUGACUAUCUUUAUGUUCAAGGCGGCGAAAUCUCAUGGGACGCGGGCAAUGGAACAGCUAUUGGGCAAUUUUCGGACAUAUAUGCAAACCGAGUAAACAAAACUUUAUCAUUGCCAAUCGCAGAGUCUUGGAACAAUGCCACAGUCCAGUGGAUUGAAACGGAUAGUGUUGUUUCUGCGCCAUCCCUCAGGCUUCCAGCAUUGUGGCCUCAGGGCGACUCAUUCUUUACCUGGGGUGGCUCGAAGCGUUUUGGAUUGCCUGUUGAGGACAGUCUGCUUUGGCAGUUCACAACCGAUGGAGCCGGAGGAGGAAAUUGGACAAGUUCCCAACCUGCUAAUAUGGAGACUUUCAGCAGCAUCCGUCGUACCACUGCCGCUGCUCGAGCUAGCUGUCGUGGCGUAGGACUCUAUCUCGGUGGCUACGCAGCCCCACAAACAGACGUUGCCUUCAACGAUGACACAAAAGCUUUUCCAGUACCAGGGCUUCUGACCUAUGACAUGGAGACGGCUACCUGGAGCAACAAAACCUCGAAGCCCGGCUUAAACAACUAUGGAACAUCUGUGUAUGGGGCAGCUACUUGUCUGGAAGACUACGGCAACAAGGGCGUGUUCAUCACAAUUGGAGGCCAAAUGGAGACCGAUCUCUCGGCAUACAGCGAUAACGGACUGACCCUGUUCGAAACAAGUACAUUAUCCCUGUAUGAUGUUGACGCUGACCAAUGGCUCAAACAAAAAGUCUCCGGAGAGGCACCGGAACAAAGAGAUCGAACCUGCCUCAGCACUGCUCAUGGUCAAAACGGUUCAUUAGACAUCUACAUGUACGGCGGCAUUCAAAAAGGAGGUACUGACCAGGUCAACAAAGUGUUUGACGACAUAUGGAUACUCUCCAUUCCAGCCUUUACGUGGUUCAAGCUCAAUGUUACCGGCACUCAACGCUCUUGGCACGAUUGUGUGAUUAUCGGAAGCCAGCUGGUCUCCGUGGGGGGUUUGGGAGCGGGCGUUCGUUUUAACGAGUCUGUCCAGUUCAACGACCGUGAUGAAUGGCGCCAAGGUCUCGGGGUGCUGGAUCUCGCCUCCAUGACCUGGGCGGAUGGUUUCAACGCAAACUCGACGGCAUAUGAAUCACCACAAGUGGUAAAGGACUGGUACCGUGAUAAUGACUUUAGAAACAACAAUUGGACAAGUGACGACGUCAAACAACUAUUCACAAACUCCGCCAAAUCAACGAAUUCCACCAACACGACUGAUCCAAUUGACGCAGGGACUGUUGCAUCCGAGGCGGAUGGCCAGAAAAUUUCCAUCGGUAGCAUCGUUGGUGGUGUAAUUGGAGGUGUCGUGGCCUUGGUGGCGAUCCUUGGUACUGGCUUCUGGUAUAUGCGACGGCGAAAAAGUAAGAACAGCAAAGCUUCCACCGCCAUUGAUACACCAAAUGAAGGAAAGAAAGAGGACCCAUUGCGUUACUGGGCAGAGACGCACACACAGCAGUGGUAUUAUGCAGAGCUCAAUGGUCGCCCUGGACUAUUUCAGCUGCCGAGUGAAGGCAGUGAGAGGCCUGCCGAGCUUGGUCCCCAUGCCGAGGGCCAUAUCCCAAUCGAACGCAGGAGGGGAAUCUCUGAGCUGUCUGGCAGUAGUCCGGAAAUGAAGGGAUGA